AGCCGUAUUUGCGUAUUAUGAGUUUUAUUUGAUGUGCAGAAUGGUAUAAUAGAACAAUACAGAAGCGAAACUCGAUCAGCUGAUUGGAGUUUUGUUUUCCUGUGAUCUGAAGUCAGAACCUCAGAAAAACAUGGAAACGUUUCCGCGCACCAACUUGACAGCUAGACUCAAGGUCUCUCGUUUAUGUAAACGUUUCCCGGAACAUAGGCGGGAUACGCUACGCGGGGUCGACUUGUUUACCAUUCUUUAUUUCACCUGUGACACGCCCCCCUGGAAACCGUGUUCGAGGCCACAAUCACACGGUUCGGCCAAUUCACGGAGUUUCAUACUCCUGGUACUGCGGAUUUUCAAUAUCAAUUCAUAACCUUUACUGAUUUUGCCUAAAUCGGGUUUGCGAUCACACGCUUCUAUUGCCAAUAAUAUUUUCAUCAUUGAACAUUGUUUUUCAUCGCGAGUUGUUAAUAUUGUUAUAGUGAACUCGGGCGGUUCAUCGUUUUACGGGUACUAUUCUUAAAUUCCUCGAGUGAUCAUUUCGAGUUUUCGUUAACUAACGGGUAGAACAAGUACUCGACUGUACGUUUGAAGCGGACGUCAUCGAACACCGAAAAAAUGUACCAACUACCCAGCCUGGCGAAAAUGGCGUACUACGCGUGCAACAACAUUGAACGUAACAAGUUCGACUUGAUGGACACACCGGACAUCGGGAUGCGAAAUUGUUGCGAGUCGCUGUUAGAAUUAUUCAAAGUCGACAAAAACCAAGACGAGCGCAACGAUAGGCAGACAAUGUUCAGUCGGUCUCGGUUCGACAUCAAUGACGAUAUGUUUAAACACAUCUGCGAGAAGGCAGCGUCCAACGGGCACAUCGAUUGUCUGAAACUGGCACAUGAGAUUGGCGUGCCUUGGGAUACUGAGUGUGUAGUAUUGCCCGGUUUAAAAGGCAAGGCGUGUGAUCUGGCGGCGGGAUCGGGCAAUCUGGAAUGUCUAAGGUACGCCUUUGAGAACGGGUGCCCCUGGGACAAGGAUACGUGCAGCGACGCAGCGUCUAACGGUCACCUGGAGUGCCUGAAAUACGCACGGGAAAACGGAUGCCGCUGGGACAAGCGGACAUGCAGCAACGCAGCGUCUAACGGUCACCUGGAGUGCCUGAAAUACGCACGGGAAAACGGAUGCCGCUGGGACGAGCAGACGUGCAGCAACGCAGCGUCUAACGGUCACCUGGAGUGCCUGAAAUACGCACGGGAAAACGGAUGCCGCUGGGACGAGCAGACGUGCAGCAACGCAGCGAUUAACGGUCACCUGGACUGCCUGAAAUACGCACGGGAAAACGGGUGCCGCUGGGACAAGCGGACAUGCAGCAACGCAGCGUCUAAUGGUCACCUGGAGUGCCUGAAAUACGCACGGGAAAACGGAUGCUGCUGGGACGAGCAGACGUGCAGUAACGCAGCGAUUAACGGUCACCUGGACUGCCUGAAAUACGCACGGAAAAACGGGUGCCCCUGGGACGGGGAUACGUGCAGCAGCGCAGCGUCUAACGGUCACCUGGAGUGCCUGAAAUACGCACGGAAAAACGGGUGCCCCUGGGACGGGGAUACGUGCAGCAGCGCAGCGUCUAACGGUCACCUGGAGUGCCUGAAAUACGCACAGAAAAACCGGUGCCCCUGGGACCAGCGUACGUGCAGCAAAGCAGCAUCUAACGGUCAUCUGGAGUGCCUGAAAUACGCACGGAAAAACGGGUGCCCCUGGGACGGGGAUACGUGCAGCAGCGCAGCGUCUAACGGUCACCUGGAGUGCCUGAAAUACGCACGGAAAAACCGGUGCCCCUGGGACCAGCGUACGUGCAGCGAAGCAGCGUCUAACGGUCACCUGGAGUGCCUGAAAUACGCACGGGAAAACAGGUGCCCUUGGGACGAGGAGACGUGCAGCAACGCAGCGACUAACGGUCACCUAGACUGUCUGACUUACGCACGGGAAAACCAGUGCCCCUGGGACAAGCGUACGUCCAUAAACGCCGCAAAAUACGGUCACCUCGAGUGCCUGAAAUACGCAUGGGAAAAUGGUUGUCCUUUGUCCCGGGAAAUGUGCAACAUCGCCGCGUGGAACGGUCAACUGGAGUGCCUGAAAUACGCACGGGAAAAAGGGUGCCCCUGGGACGAGCAGACGUGCAGUUUCGCCGCAUUAUUAGGUCAGCUGGACUGUCUGAAAUACGCACGGGAAAACGGGUGUCCGUGGAACAGCGACACGUGCAACAUGGCAGCGCACCAUGACCAGUAUGAAUGUUUGGUGUACGCCUACGAGGCAGGGUGCCCGUGGAACAUGUUCAGUUACUCGGGUAGUUCAAGAUACAGCUACUCGAAAUGCUCUGAAUACGCCCGCGAAAUAUGGUUACGGAAUGGCAAUUGAACUCAAUUAAUAUCUUUUUAGUUUUUAUAAUGUCUUUUUAUUAUGAAUUCAUGUUACGAGUUUUUAGCGUUCUUUUUAUGUAAAGUAAAUGUUUGAUAAUUAAUAUAUUUUUAAAGUUGUUCAAUAAUUUUUUUUAAAUGUUCUUCUCUGUUGUUAUCAUUGAUCGUUUGAUUCAUGGGUACCUACAUUCUAACCAAAUUAUACUGUAUCGAAUCUUUGA
Molecule: messenger RNA, 2620 nt
Organism: Acyrthosiphon pisum (pea aphid)
Lineage: Eukaryota; Metazoa; Arthropoda; Insecta; Hemiptera; Aphididae
Product: ankyrin repeat, PH and SEC7 domain containing protein secG-like
Exons: 1
Coding region: 610-2400 (596 amino acids)
Molecular function (GO): protein binding
Source: RefSeq, a predicted model, not a curated record